AUGGAUAAUGAAAAUUCAUCCGAUAUUUUGUGUUCGAUAAAAAAUGGAAUGUUAAAAAUUGUGUUAAAUCGACCAAAAAAAAAAAAUGCUAUUACUAUUGCUAUGUACAAAGAUUUAAUACAAAUUUUACACAAUUCUAUUCAAGAUAGUACAAUUUAUGUAAUAAUUUUAACUGGUACAGGAAGCUUUUUUAGUAGUGGAAAUGAUUUUAAAUAUCUAUUAACAAAUAAAAAUAACAGUGCUUUCAAUAUUGAAAGUACAAUUAAUAUCUUUAAAGAAUUUAUAGAUACAUUAAUUACAUAUCCUAAGCUUUUAGUAGCUGUUGUAAAUGGUCCUGCAAUUGGAAUUGCAGUAACAAUGCUUGCAUUAUUUGACCUGAUAUAUGCAUCGGAUACCAUGUUUGUUACAUUGCAGACUUACUUUCAUACACCAUUUACAAAAUUAGGACUUGUUGCAGAAGGAUGUUCUACAUAUACAUUUUCUAAUAUAUUUGGGAAAUGUAAGGCUAGUGACAUGUUGUAUUUAGGACAUAAGAUGACUGCACUUGAAGCUAAACAUUAUGGCUUUAUUAAUGAAAUAUAUGAAUAUGAAAAUUUAAACAAAGUUUGGACAUAUUUACAAAAAUUGACAGAACUUUCAUCAGAAUCUAUAUUGGCAAUUAAAUGUUUAGUUCGAAGAUGGAAUCAGAACAUUUUAUUGAAAGUAAAUGCAGAAGAAACAAUUGAACUCGUAAAACGUUUACAAUCUCCUGACUUCUUGGAACGAAUGAGUAUUAUAUUACAUAAAAACAAAUUAUAAAAAUUUAAUUAUGUCUUUUAUAAUUAUAUACUUUAUUUUUAUGGAAUAAAUAUUUUUUUUUAUUAAUUGAAUCUCUUAUUUACUAUAGAAUUUUUUAAUAUAAACGUUAUAUCAUUAGAUGCUUCUGAUAACAUGGUUUCCUACAAAACAUUUGAAAAUAAUUGUUAG
This is a messenger RNA of Heterotrigona itama, 966 nucleotides long. Lineage: Eukaryota; Metazoa; Arthropoda; Insecta; Hymenoptera; Apidae. The record is from the annotation of a GenBank genome assembly.